Eurytemora carolleeae is the source of this 575-nucleotide messenger RNA. RefSeq lists its product as uncharacterized. NCBI's taxonomy places the organism in Eukaryota, Metazoa, Arthropoda, Copepoda, Calanoida, Temoridae. The coding region runs from base 44 to 469 and encodes 141 amino acids. The transcript has 2 exons. The record is from RefSeq and is a predicted model, not a curated record.
GCGCACAAUCUUCUGGCAUUUGUCUUGAAACUGCGCGUUGGAGAUGAGGCUACUGAACUUGUUGAAGAUUUACAGCUUUCUCAUUAUCUCAUCAACUCUUCUGCUGUCAGUGGACUCCUGUUCUAAGCGUCAAAGUCGGAAUCGUGUUAAACCUGCUAAAUUCGGACCUAAGCUAAGGAAAGUUCCGCGUCCUAAACGUGAAAGUGUAUUUGAAGAACUGAGCUUUGAAGAUUCAACAGACUCUAAGUUGGAAGGAAAUAGUAAAAUAUAUAUUCUUCCAACUAAGAGAAGGUUUGCUCCUCAGUAUAAGAGAUUCUUGAAACCAUCAGUAUCUCAGCAACCCGGAGAACUAAACGCUAUCGAUAAACUCAGAUCUCGGAGAAGAAAACAAGUUAAUCCCAACCCGUUCUCUGCUUGGUUAUCUCUCUUCUUUGCUGGUUCAAGCUCAGGCAAAAAUACUUUAUUUUGACUAAAGGGUUUAAACUUCUAGUAUGCAUUCUCCUUUACCUCUAUUUAAAGCUUAUUUUAAGAGUAACACUUUCGGAAAAAAAUAUAGCUAACAUUUAUAUAUAAGU